AUUUGUUCCAAAUGUGAAAGUUGGUUCAAAACAUUACAACAAGCUUAUGCAUUAAAAAUUUGUCAAAAAACCUGUUUAACUUCGUGGCAUUGGGAUGUAAAUGCAGCAAGAAAUAUUCGAAAUGUUUUUAAAUACAUGUGUGAUAAUAAUGGGGAAAUACUUGAGGCAUUUCAGAGUUUAAAAUAUUUUAAUGUCAGUUAUACUGGUUACCCGCCGAAUCAUAGUGGGGAAUUGCUUAGCUCUCGAUGGGUGGAUAGCUUAGAGAGUAAUGAUAGCAAUCUCAUGAAAUUAUGGUGA
Molecule: messenger RNA, 297 nt
Organism: Racocetra persica
Lineage: Eukaryota; Fungi; Glomeromycota; Glomeromycetes; Diversisporales; Gigasporaceae
Source: the annotation of a GenBank genome assembly